CUCGUUUUUUUACUUUCAAGAAAAAGAAUUAAUUGAUCGAUCUCUCGAUGUUUUUGUUUUCAAAACCCUAAAUUCACCAAUUGAUAAUCAAAUUCAAAUCAAGAAAACGCUUUUCGAGCCAUGGCGUUCAUGGCAGUAUUGGAAUCCGAUCUCCGAGCUCUGUCCGCCGAAGCUCGCCGACGUUACCCUGCCGUUAAAGAUGGCGCUGAGCAUGCCAUUUUAAAGCUUCGAUCGCUAUCAAGUCCCAGUGAAAUUGCAGAUAAUGAGGAUAUUAUGCGAAUAUUUUUGAUGGCUUGUGAGGUUAGGACAGUAAAGUUGAGUGUGAUUGGACUUUCCUGUCUGCAAAAGCUCAUAUCCCAUGAUGCAGUUGCUCCAUCAGCACUGAAAGAAAUCCUUUCUACAUUGAAAACUCAUGCUGAAAUGGCAGAUGAGAGUGUUCAACUUAAGACUCUACAGACUAUAUUAAUAAUAUUUCAGUCACGUUUACAUCCUGAAAAUGAGGCGAAUAUGGCACAAGCCCUUCAUAUAUGUCUUCGGCUUCUUGAAAAUAACCGAUCCUCUGAUAGUGUGCGAAACACUGCUGCAGCUACCAUCAGACAGGCAGUAGCAUUGAUUUUUGAUCAUGUGGUUCGUGUCGAGUCUCUUCCAGUGGGAAAGUUUGGUUCCGGAGGUCAUAUUUCUCGAUCCAGUUCAGUAACUGGUGAUGUUAAUCGCAGCAUCAAUAAUUCAGAGUCAUGGGAGCAUGAAAUUGUUUCCAGAGGGCAAUCAUUGACGAGGGAGACACUAACAAAUGCUGGAAAGCUUGGGCUUCGUUUACUUGAAGACCUGACAGCUCUUGCUGCAGGUGGAUCUGCGAUUUGGUUACAUGUCAAUUCUCUCCAACGGAUAUUUGCUCUUGAUAUACUUGAGUUCAUUCUAUCCAAUUAUGUGGUUAUUUUCAAGGUUUUGGUUCCUUAUGAACAGGUUUUGCGUCAUCAGAUAUGUUCACUUUUGAUGACUUCACUUCGUACCAAUGCCGAGCUUGAAGGAGAAGCUGGAGAGCCUUCUUUUCGUCGGUUAGUGUUGAGAUCAGUUGCUCAUAUUAUCAGGCUGUACAGCGCUUCCCUUAUCACUGAGUGUGAGGUUUUCCUUAGCAUGCUUGUGAAGGUUACUUCUCUUGAUCUGCCAUUGUGGCAUCGGAUUCUCGUGCUUGAAAUCUUGAGGGGUUUUUGUGUGGAGGCACGGACUUUAAGAACUCUUUUCCAGAACUUUGAUAUGCAUCCUAAGAACACAAAUGUUGUGGAGGGAAUGGUUAAAGCUCUUGCUCGAGUUGUUUCAAAUGUACAGGUUCAAGAAACAAGUGAGGAGAGCCUGGCAGCUGUUGCUGGGAUGUUUAGCAGCAAAGCAAAAGGUAUUGAGUGGAUCCUUGAUAAUGAUGCAUCCAAUGCUGCUGUGCUGGUUGCUAGCGAAGCCCAUGCAAUAACUGUGGCAGUUGAAGGGCUGUUGGGUGUCAUCUUCACUGUAGCUACUUUAACGGAUGAAGCAGUGGAUGUUGGGGAGCUUGAUUCCCCCAGAUAUGAGUAUGAUCCUGUGGAAAGAUAUAGUGGGAAAACCACAGUUCUCUGCAUUGCAAUGGUUGAUUCAUUGUGGUUGACAAUCCUUGAUGCUUUGUCCCUUAUUUUGUCAAGGUCGCAAGGAGAGGCUAUUGUGUUGGAAAUAUUGAAGGGAUACCAGGCAUUCACUCAGGCAUGUGGGGUUCUUCAUGCUGUAGAACCUUUGAAUUCUUUUCUAGCAUCACUUUGCAAAUUCACUAUCAAUUUUCCAAACGAAGCAGAAAAGAGGAGUGCAGCACUGUCUCCUGGGUCAAAACGUUCUGAGGCAUUAGUUGAACAGAGAGAUAGCAUAGUCCUUACUCAAAAGAAUGUGCAGGCCUUAAGGACUCUCUUCAAUGUUGCUCAUCGGUUACACAAUGUUUUGGGGCCUUCGUGGGUUUUGGUGCUGGAAACUCUAGCAGCUCUAGACCGAACAAUUCAUUCUCCACAUGCCACCACACAGGAGGUCUCUAUGCCUGUACCCAAGCUUACAAGAGAAUCUUCUGGCCAGUACAGCGACUUCAGCAUUUUGUCUUCUUUGAAUUCUCAACUGUUUGAGAGCUCAGCAAUGAUGCACAUAUCUGCAGUUAAAUCACUUCUUUCUGCACUAUGCCAACUGUCACAUCAAUGCAUGUUGGGGACGUCAAGUGGUGUUGGGUUAGCAGUGAGCCAAAAAAUUGGAAGCAUCACUUUCUCGGUGGAAAGGAUGAUAUCAAUCCUUGUUAAUAAUCUUCACAGAGUGGAGCCAUUGUGGGAUCACGUUGUGGGCCAUUUUCUUGAGCUUGCUGAUAAUCCAAAUCAGCAUUUACGAAACAUGGCACUUGAUGCAUUGGAUCAAUCAAUAUGUGCUGUUUUAGGUUCUGAACAGUUCCAGGAUUAUGUGUCAUCCAGACUUCAGGAGAUAUCUCAUGAAAUGGAAGCUGGGGAUUCACAGUUAAAAUUACUCGAGUGUUCUGUCAUAUCCCCUCUUAGAGUUCUUUAUUCUUCUACGCAAAGCAUUGAUGUCCGUGCUGGAUCCUUGAAAAUUCUUCUGCAUGUUUUGGAGAGGCAUGGAGAAAAACUAUACUACAGUUGGCUAAAUAUUCUUGAAAUGUUAAGAUCUGUUGCAGAUGCAUCAGAGAAAGAUCUUGUAACCCUGGGCUUCCAGAACCUGCGUGUCAUCAUGAAUGAUGGGCUGACCUCUAUUCCUGCAGACUGUCUCCAUGUAUGUGUAGAUGUUACUGGGGCAUACAGUGCUCAAAAGACUGAGUUGAAUAUAAGCUUGACAGCAGUAGGUCUCUUAUGGACCACGACUGAUUUCAUUGUCAAGGGACUUCUGCAUGGACCUACUGAGGGAAAGGAAACAGGUUUUCAUGAUGAGCAUUCUGUUAUGAAGCAAAUAAAUGGUGACUUGGGGGAGACACUGUCAUCUGAAUUGCCUGAUAAGGUGAAUGAUCGGGCUGCAACAAUUAAUAUAAUUGACCGCGACAAGUUGCUUUUCUCUGUUUUCUCCUUACUUCAAACACUUGGAGCUGAUGAUAGACCAGAGGUCAGAAAUGCAGCUGUCAGGACUCUUUUCCAAACUCUUGGAAGUCAUGGGCAAAAGCUUUCAAAAAGCAUGUGGGAGGACUGUCUUUGGAAUUAUGUUUUCCCUGCUGUGGAUCGUGCUUCUCACAUGGCUGCAACUUCAUCAAAAGAUGAAUGGCAAGGGAAAGAACUAGGUACUCGAGGAGGAAAGGCAGUUCACAUGUUGAUUCAUCAUAGUCGCAACACGGUUCAGAAGCAGUGGGAUGAAACGCUUGUGUUGGUCCUUGGUGGAAUAGCACGUUUGUUACGUUCUUUCUUCCCUUUACUCAGUGACUUAAGCAAUUUUUGGUCAGGAUGGGAGUCUUUGCUGCUUCUAUUAAGAAAUAGCAUUUUAAAUGGUAGUAAAGAGGUGGCCAUUGCUGCAAUAAAUUGUUUACAGACAACUGUUCAUUCCCACUGUUCCAAGGGGAACUUGCCGCUCCCAUACCUUAACUCCAUACUUGAUGUCUACGGGCAUAUUCUUCAAAAAUCACCAAACUACAAUGAUAAUGCAGCUAGCAAGGUGAAGCAAGAGAUUUUACAUGGUCUUGGAGAGCUAUAUGUGCAAGCACAGAAGAUGUUUGAUGCUAAGAUGUUCUCUCAGUUGCUUGGAACAAUAGAUUUGGCAGUUAAGGAAGCUACAUUGACUAAUGAUAACUUUGAAACUGAAUUUGGACAUGUUCCUCCCAUUUUACGCACUAUACUGGAAAUCUUACCGUUGUUACGUCCAACUGAGUAUAUUUCUUCAAUGUGGCCAAUCCUUCUUCGGGAGCUGUUGCAGUAUCUCCCAAAAUCAUAUUCUUCUUUACAAAAAGAGGAAGCUGAUGCAAGGCAAGCCAGCAUUACUGACGAAAGCCCAGACAAUAACAUUAGGAAGCAAAAUGAAAUUCUCAAUGGUACUGCGUCUGUGUCCCCAAAGAAAGCUGAAGAUCCAUCACAAGGUUCUGGAUCAAGCACAACUAUAGUCGCUGGUAUUCCAAGUUAUUUGUUUGCAGAAAAGCUUGUCCCUGUGCUGUUAGAUCUUCUUCUAAAGGCUCCAACAAUUGAAAAGCAUAUUGUAUUUCCUGAAAUUAUUCAAACCCUUGGAAGGUGUAUGACAACAAGAAGAGACAACCCAGAUGGUUCACUUUGGCGAGUAGCUGUUGAAGGUUUUAACAAAAUUAUUGUUGAUGAUAUAAGUGGAUUCACCUUGAACUGUGGAACAGAUUCAAAGAUCAGCAAAACUGCAAGUAUGCGCAUCUGGAAAGAAGUAGCAGAUGUUUAUGAGAUAUUCCUUGUGGGAUAUUGCGGGCGUGCCAUUCCUUCCAACUCUCUCUCAUCUGAUGCACUUAGGGCCGAUGAGGCACUUGAGAUGACCAUUUUGAACAUUCUUGGUGACAAGAUUCUUAAGUCACCGGUUGAUGCACCUUCCGAGAUUCUGCAACGUCUAGUUUUGACCAUGGACCGCUGUGCAUCGCGCACAUGCUCUUUGCCGAUUGAGACUGUGGAACUUAUGCCAUUGCACUGUAGCAGAUUUUCCCUGGCUUGCUUACGGACGUUAUUUUCCCUAAGCAGCUGUGACGAGGCCAGUGACUGGAACAUGACAAGGUGUGAAGUCAGCAAAAUCUCAAUCCUGGUACUUUUGACCAGAUGUGAAGACAUCUUUAAAAGAUUCUUGAUUGAUGAAAAUGACCUAGGUGAACGUCCCCUGCCAACAACAAGGCUUGAAGAAAUUAUCUAUGUCCUUCAAGAACUGGCUAAUCUAAUAAUUCACUCAGAAACAGCAUCUGUGCUACCAUUGCACCCUUUUUUGAGAAGUGGCUUAUCAGAUGACAAGGAUCAUCAGAAGCGUCCACAUCUGCUCGCUUUAUUUCCCUCUUUUUGUGAGCUCGUAAUAACAAGGGAAGCAAGAGUGAGAGAGCUGGUGCUAGUCUUAAUGAGACACAUCACUAGAGAAUUGGCACUAGAGAAGGUUAGCAUUGCCAGUUGAUGCGAGGAAGAACCUGUUUUGACGGUUUACAUGAAGUUGUUCGCUAUAAAUUUGUAUAGGUGAGGAAUUUUUUAUCCCUGGCCUCCAUUGUUGUAUUAUGUAGUAGUUGUACAUUUUUUAUGAUAUGAAUUUUGUUGUGUAAUUACAUUAUCAACCUCAGGUUAAACAGUUGUGGAUGGCAAGAGUUUUUAUUUUUCAUGCCGCUGGUAGCAGUGUAUCGGUAACAGUAAUAAGAAAAAGGGUCUUAUUGUUGA
This is a messenger RNA of Populus euphratica (Euphrates poplar), 5339 nucleotides long. Its product is annotated as ARM repeat superfamily protein. The transcript has 44 exons. The record is from RefSeq and is a predicted model, not a curated record. The coding region runs from base 121 to 5085 and encodes 1654 amino acids. NCBI's taxonomy places the organism in Eukaryota, Viridiplantae, Streptophyta, Magnoliopsida, Malpighiales, Salicaceae.